AUGGUUGUGGGCGGCACGGGGCGGGUGGGGCGGCAUAUUGUGUCGCAACUGGUGGCGGAGGGAUACUCUGUGGUGGCGCUGGUGGGCAGCGAAGAGCGCGCGGACGAGGUCCUGGCUAAGGAGCAAGGCCUUCAGGUGCAGCCGCUGGGAGAGGACGAGGGCGUGGUGGAGGCACGUCCGGGGCGGGUGCACGUGGUGCAGGGCGAUAUCAACGACGCCGACGCCGUGCAGCGCGCGCUGCGAGGCGCGGACGCCGUGGUGUGCGCGGUGGGCAUCCGCGUCAAGCCGCGCACGGAAGAGGGCGGGUUCCCCGGAUACGCGGACGGGUCGACCCCCGAGGACGUGUACGGCAAGGGCGUGCCCGCACUCUUCCGCGCAGCGGAGGCGGCGUUCCGAGAGGGGGGAAGCGAGGGGGCGGAGAAGGAGAGCGAGGACUUGAUGCUCUUCGACUUCCAGUCGCUCUCCGCUCCUCCCGCUGCCGCCGCGGAGGGGGGAUCAGGCGCAGCGGAGCAGGCGGGAGCGCGGGUGUACGUGGAUGGGUGGGGGCGGUUCGACGAUGUGAUCAUGGGCGGCAUCUCGGAGAGUGUCCUGCGACCUGAUGUUGGCAAGGCUGUGUUUGAGGGCACGCUGCGAGUGGAGGGCGGUGGCUUCUGUGCCUCUAGGACUUCCUUCCCCACACCGUUGGACCUGUCGGCCUAUGACGGGCUGCACCUGCGAGUCAAGGGCGACGGUCGUCGCUACAAGCUCAACCUCAGAGACGAGAAGUCACAGGGCGAGUUCCAGUACCAGGCGAGCGUUGACACUCUCAACGGCCAGUGGCUCGACGCAUUCAUCCCCUUCUCACAGUUCAGGGCGGUGGAGCGGUCUCGCUCUGUGAUGGACAGCCCACCUAUCAACACAAAGAAGAUCCGCACCCUGGGCAUCGUGUACAGUCGCUUCCAGUGCGAUGGCUUCCCCAACCCUCUCUGCCUCCCUGGGGAAUUCUCCCUUGAAAUCGCGUCCAUCUCGGCGUACCGUGCGAGCCGGCCCCAGGUGGUGCUGGUGAGCAGUGCAGCAGUGCAGCGCAGUGCACGCGUCAUGACGGCCAAGGAGAGGAGCAAGUCCAUCCCCAUCGUACAGCUCAACCCAGGCGGAAUACUGUCAUGGAAGCUGAGCUGUGAGGAUGCGGUGCGGGCCAGUGGGCUGCGGUACACGGUGGUGCGACCCACAGGACUGCUGGGCACAACUGAGGCCAAGGCAGACACCGUCAACACGCCCCACAUCCUUGAGUCGGGUCAAGGCGAUGUGCUGACCGGCCUCAUCUCGUGCCCCGAGGCUGCAGCUGUCUGUGUCAAGGCGCUUGACGCUCCCGAUGCUGUCGACACCACGUUUGAGGUGAGGCGGGAUGAGCUGACAGCAGGGCUGAGCAUGGAGGAGCGGCACUGGGUGGACCUGUUCCAGCGCCUCAGGCCUGACGUGCGCAAUGGCCGCGUGCAGUACCCAGCUGUUCCUAAUGCCAUCUCUGAUGCCUUCAAGGGGUAG
Closterium sp. NIES-65 is the source of this 1521-nucleotide messenger RNA. NCBI's taxonomy places the organism in Eukaryota, Viridiplantae, Streptophyta, Zygnematophyceae, Desmidiales, Closteriaceae. The record is from the annotation of a GenBank genome assembly.